Owenia fusiformis is the source of this 470-nucleotide messenger RNA. The record is from the annotation of a GenBank genome assembly. NCBI's taxonomy places the organism in Eukaryota, Metazoa, Annelida, Polychaeta, Sabellida, Oweniidae.
UUACAGAAUGUGAAGGAGAAACUCCAAAUUUGUAAGAUUAGAGAACAAACAAAUCACAGAAACAGACUGAGAGCCGAAAGCAUUAACUGUUGGGCAGUAGAAGAGCUACGCAUGUCACAACUUGGGAGUAACUCUAUCCUACUCUUGAGUGGGCAAAGAAGUACGCUCAACUAUAUUGUAGAAUGCAAACGAAAUGAUUGCAAAUGUGUUUGUGUAGUGCCUGGUGAGUUAAUCAUCAGGUAUAAAAACCAGGAUAUCAAAAAUCCAAAAAUAACAAACAAUGGGAAAGUGACUGAUAGCCUGGGCAAAGACGUUUGCAAUCUUUUUGACAUAAAAGAGGAAGAUGAGGCACCUUAUGUUAUUUAUAAGGAUAAAGAUUUUAGGUUCAUUAAAUUAAAAUUCACCAAAUUAAGUAAAGUAACAGUAUAAAGUUGUACAUAUAUCCAUGUCUUAAGUUGGUCUAGGAGAGC